Molecule: messenger RNA, 786 nt
Organism: Indicator indicator
Lineage: Eukaryota; Metazoa; Chordata; Aves; Piciformes; Indicatoridae
Gene: UCK2
Product: uridine-cytidine kinase 2
Exons: 7
Coding region: 1-786 (261 amino acids)
Cellular component (GO): cytoplasm; cytosol
Molecular function (GO): ATP binding; kinase activity
Source: RefSeq, a predicted model, not a curated record
AUGGCGGGGGACAGCGAGCAGCGGCUGGAGGAGCACGGGCAGCCCAGCGGCGGCGAGCCGUUUCUCAUCGGGGUCAGCGGUGGCACGGCCAGCGGCAAGUCCUCAGUAUGCUCCAAGAUCGUCCAGCUGCUGGGCCAGAAUGAGGUGGACUACCGCCAGAAGCAGGUGGUGAUUGUGAGCCAAGACAGCUUCUACCGGGUCCUCACCUCAGAGCAGAAAUCCAAAGCACUCAAAGGCCAGUUCAAUUUUGACCACCCAGAUGCCUUUGACAACGAGCUGAUCGUGAAAACGCUCAAAGAGAUCACAGAAGGGAAGACGGUCCAGAUUCCUGUCUAUGACUUUGUCUCCCACUCCAGGAAAGAGGAGACGGUGACUGUCUACCCUGCUGAUGUGGUGCUCUUUGAAGGCAUCCUGGCCUUCUACAGCCAGGAGGUGCGGGAUCUGUUCCGCAUGAAGCUCUUUGUGGACACGGAUGCAGACACCCGGCUGUCCCGCAGAGUGCUACGAGACAUCAGUGAGCGAGGCAGGGACCUCGAGCAGAUCUUGUCUCAGUACAUCACCUUUGUCAAGCCUGCCUUCGAGGAGUUCUGUUUGCCAACCAAGAAGUAUGCUGACGUGAUCAUUCCCAGAGGAGCAGAUAAUGAAGUGGCCAUAAACCUGAUAGUGCAGCACAUCCAGGACAUUCUCAACGGAGGACUCAGCAAACGCCAGAGCAACGGCUACCUGAAUGGCUACACUCCUCCCCGCCAGCGGCAGCCCUCAGAGUCCAGCAGCCGGCCUCACUGA